Molecule: messenger RNA, 6939 nt
Organism: Anopheles moucheti
Lineage: Eukaryota; Metazoa; Arthropoda; Insecta; Diptera; Culicidae
Gene: yki
Product: transcriptional coactivator yorkie
Exons: 8
Coding region: 972-2549 (525 amino acids)
Biological process (GO): positive regulation of transcription by RNA polymerase II; hippo signaling
Cellular component (GO): nucleus; cytoplasm
Molecular function (GO): transcription coactivator activity; protein binding
Source: RefSeq, a predicted model, not a curated record
CCGAUCUCGAGAUCACUCCUCAUCUUUGCCUGGCUGGAUCCGCGAAGGGUUGUUGCACGGUUCCGUAACGGUGUUGUGUGGAUGUGUUUUUAGUUGGUUUUCGAUCGAUAGCAGCAUUCGCGCACCAAAGAAUAGUGACCCAAAACCGUCGUCACAUGCACGAAAACGUAGCGCUGCAUGUACAGGGCUUAAAAGUUAAACCCACCGCUGGUAGACGAGUGCUAGGUGUUGGCGUCCACCAAGAAUAAGGUGAAUGGUGCGGGCCAAGAUUGCUCCGGUGAAGUGAUUAACCCUACGGAUACAAAGAAAAUUGUGCUACGCCAAGCUUAGCGUGUGUUUGUAUACAACCGGGUGUGGGAGUGUGUGUGUGCGUGUGUAGGUGUGUGUGUGUGCGUGAAAAGUGUGCAGAAAAAAAGGAAAAAGAAUUGAAAACAAGAAGUGAUCAUACGCGGAAAAUAAAGCAACAACAACAACAAAAAACCCGAGGGGUGAAUAAAACAUUCCGCGAAGGGCGCCUGCGAAAACUUGAACCCCCUUUUUCAGCACGCUCUUUGUAGCGGCUCGUUCCAAGCUCCAGCAUCAGCACCAAAUACUCACACACAGUGGCCCCAAAAGGCGCGCCCCGUACCUAGCAGCUGUGCUUGGUGAGCAAGAUUCUAACCAAACCGGUGGUGCAUACGAGCGAACGAGAUCUUCGCGGCGAUCGUGCGCUCUCGCUCGUAAAUAAAAAACCCCCCAGUGAAAACCUGAAUCGCGAGCCCGAGAUCAAGCUGGGCUUUUGAAGGGUUGGGCUUUGACUGCUGACUUAAGCGCUACCCCGCUUCCCUACCUCAACACAGGCGCGAUCGCGCGCGCGCGUGUGUGUGUGUGUGUGCGAGGCAGAAAGAAGAUAGAAAAUUGUGUUGUUAGAAGAAACCGGGGAAUAUCCCGUAGGUGCGUAUUAAAGGAGAAAAAAAAACAAACAAAACAACAUGGCGUUCAACGGUGGUGCUGCCGGUGGGAACGGGAAUGCAGCGGCUGCAGUGGCCGCCGGUGCAGCAAAUAAUGCCAGCGACGAGAACGAAUCAACCGGUGCGAACAAGAAGAAGAACCUGAUCAUACUGGUCGACAAAGAUUCGAACGAUAAGCUGAACGAGCUGUUCGACAAGACGCUCAGCAAUAAGCUCCCGCUACAGAUACCGUACCGCAUGCGCAAGCUGCCGGAGUCGUUCUUUAUGCCACCGUCGUCCGGCUCCAAGUCCCCGUCGGUGUCGCACUCGCGCGAAAACUCGGCCGACUCGGCGUUCGGCUCCGGUACGACCAUACUCGGCGGUGUGACCGGUGUCGCGACCGGUCCGAACGGUUUGCCAAUUCAUCACAGCCGCGCCCACAGCAGCCCGGCCUCGCUCGGGAAGAUCCCGGUCGGGUUGGGCGGGCUGGGCGGUGGUGUGGUAGCGGCGGCCGCCGCCGCUGCUGCCGCGGCCGCCGCCGCCGGUGGCAAUGGGGCCGGCGGUGGAGGUGGCGGCGGUGGCAACAGUGGUGGUGGUGCGGGCAACAGUGCCGGUGCCAGCGGUAGCAAGUCGGCGGCCGCAGCGGCUGCCGCCGCCCAGAACGAUGCCAGCAGUCUCGGGGCGGCCGUCCUGCAGCAGGCGGCACUCUCGAAGGCGGCCAUACAGCAUCUGCACAGCCGGGGUCGGUCGUACGACGUGUCAAACCUGCACGCCAACUUUGGCGAACUGCCGCCCGGCUGGGAACAAGCCAAAACACAGGACGGACGCAUCUACUACAUCAACCACAACACAAGAACGACCACGUGGGAGGACCCGCGCAUCACCGCCAUGCAGGAAAGCCUUUUCCAGCAGCAGUCCAGCGUAGAGACCCUGUUCAAUACCGGUUCCCAGACGUUGCUCAGUCCCACGAUCUCCUCCCCGACACCGACCAACAAUGUGGUAUUUCCAGAUACAAUUCAAAUGACAAAUGACAAUCUCGCACCGUCGAACGCCGCCCCAACGGCAUCGAUGCUGACCGGCAGCAAUGUCGAUCUGGGCCCACUGCCGGAAGGAUGGGAGGAAGGCAUCACGGAGAAGGGUGAACGGUACUAUAUCAAUCAUGCGACUCGGUCGACCACCUGGCGGGAUCCCCGAUUGUCAAACCAAGAUUGGGCAGUACAAGAGCAAACUGUGCGUCUGUACAACCUGCAGCUGGAACGGGAACGACUUCGGAAACGGCAGCAAGAGAUCAAAUCACAUAUGGGAGACGACCCGUUCCUGUCCGGAAUUGCCGAUCACACACGCCAGGAGUCCGGAGAUAGCGGUUUGAGCGAAUCGUCCAUGACGCAGUCGAUGCCCCACACGCCCGAAUUUCUCUCCAGUAUAGACGACAGUAUGGAUGGGUUGAGCAUGACGGACAAUACAAUGGACACUAUAGCAUUUGGGGAUAAUCUCGAGACGCCUGAUGAGUUUAUGCUGGACGAUCCUUUGCUGUUGGAAAAGAUUGAUGCCGUCACCAACCUGACCCUGAUGGAUCCGACGAGUAGUAAAGCGGAAAACACGCUCUACGACAUCAUCUAACGGUUGAUAUGCGAGAAAAACCCCCAGUUAGAACAUAGGCCAACCCCUCUAGUACACCACCAAGUACCGGACAUGUACGUCCACAUGGGUACAAGAAAAAAAAAACUCACUAAACACCGAACAUAUUCAUACACAACAUCCAUUGAAACCAUCCCUGAAUCCCACCCUUCCCGCACACAAACUAUAUAUAAGCGGAGCCAGCAUCGGCUAAUGUGCCGAUUCCUUCACGAGAGUUAUUGCUGGACACCCUGUACCGCGCAAGUGUGCCACAAAUCGAACCAGCGCCCCCCAAACGACUCCACAAAAGCGCUCGGAAGCUACUUAAGAAGGCAAGAAGGGAUCCACUCUGCUAGAAGUUGACUAUCUGUUAGGGUAAAGAAAAAGUAGGGAGCAACACUCCUGAAUCCACGUUUUAAUGUAGUAGGAUCUAUUAUUUCUAGGUUUAUGUUUUCUGUCCUUUUUGUUCCGUUACAUCGAUAUAAUGGUUAUUAUUACAAGAGGGAAGAAAAGAAAAACAUUAUUAGUGUUUACGCUUAGGUACGAAUUAUUAAUGUAUUUUUUUACUAUUAUUUUUUUUAUUCAACUUUAGAUAAAAACCGUGAGAUUGAUUGUGUGCUAGUGUAGAACGCACGAAUGUGGUUUAGCGUGUGCAGUUUAAGCGACGAGACGUUGCGACAUUAGGUGAGACUAAAAGCGAAGCGCAAACAAUUCAAGUGCCUUAAACGAUGUAACAGGAUCGAGCAUUGGGAGCGGUAGAAUGCACAAUGCAAUGAAGGAAGGAAGGCAGUAAACAGUUUAGGUAUGCCGCCCCCUGGUAGAAUGUGUAUUAUAAAGCAAUAAUGCGAUUUUGCGUGGAACACGUAUACGAGCAGACGUAUGUACGUGUAUAUAUAUGCCAGUGGGGGCAGAUGCGCUCAUUUGCCCCUUCCUGGGUAUAGGUAGGCCAAUCCGCUUUUUUAGCGAUUAAUAGCAGCAACAACACGGUUUUCGAGUGCUAAGUGCGCCUGUGAGCAGAGUUGAUGGUUGAGUAUCUGUGCGAUUGAGUUGUAUGAAUGGGACUGCCGUCUGUAUGUGUGUGAGUGUUGUGUGUGUUUUUUUAUUGGAAUAUCCAAUAUUCUAGCCAUAAGAUAGUAGCCAGGAUAAUAGCAUCGGGACGAAGAAACGAAGAGCGUGUCUGCAGCAUGCACAACUCAGCGAAACGGCAUACCAAUCCGGGAUCCGAUGAUCUUGACAAUGUGACAAUUUUUCCAUUGCGAAGUGUCAGCAAAGUUGAACGGAACCGGCAAACGAGUCCCAUGGCAUGAUGCAUUUAUUUUAUUCUAACAGGCAGACACGAUCAACUGUCAAGGAUCAACGGGGUCCUGUAAGCAACAACGGUCCUCCAGUGUCCAGACGCUGCACAUAUGGUGGAAUUAGUAACAUAUUUAAACAAAAUCCACUAAAGUUUGAGUGCAAAAGUGCCUUACAUUUUGUUGCGCGGUAAGAUUUCAAAUGUCUCCGCACCUCCCCCGCAACAACGUAGAAGAGACGAACUGAUGGAUUGUCACUCUGUGUGCCUUUAAGGUCCCCCGGGGCCAUGCAGAUGUGGAAAGAGUUUUUCUUUUAAAAUCAUUUUGAUGCUAUUGAAAAAUUAAUUAGGAUAAAAACGUUAGAGUGGCGUAUGCAAUUAUAUAGAUUUUAUGUUUCAUUUUACAUCCUUCGCAUCCUUUUUGCCGUCUGGGGAAAGACUUUUGAGCAAUAACAGCGAUACUACCUUCUGCAUACCGCUGUAGCUACGUUAUCAAACAAAGAGUAGAGAAGUGUCGACCACACGUGGAAGACAGAAACGUUGGCGGCAUGAGAAUCGGUAAAUGUUAAGCUAUACCUGCCGGCCAUCCAUCCGGUAGGAAACGCGAAGGGAUUAGUAAUAGAACAUAAGCCAAGAUAAACAUAUCCCUACUGAUGAUCAUCUACUUAUCUACGCUCACAAUAUACGGUUCAUUUACUUCAUCACCCUCACAGUUACUGCAAAACCAAACCAUCUGACAAAUGAAUGGUCAACACAUUCUUGCAAUAGGACAUCUUGGACCUUUAAAAAAUAGAUACAGUAUAAUGUCGAUUAUCCGGGCAACCGCGUCCAGGAUUUCCACGGAUAACAGAUCCUUCAGCUUUGUACGUGCAAUAACUGAAGAAGACGACAGGUCAAACGCUACAAGCAUUCAUUAGUGUUUUAAUAUCAUGGAACAGUUUCAUGGGAGUUUAACUUGAUAAACUCUCUAGUUCUUCUCGGGCCAACCAGUUAAACGGUUAAAACAGUCAAAACUAUUCUACUAGCUGUCAUUGUUUAGCUCACGGAUAAUCCGUCCGCCGGUUAAUCAGGCCCCGGAUAAUCGACGUUCUACUGUAUAUUGACUCACGUUAUGAUCCAAUGCGUUUAGAUCCAGUUUCGAAGCAAUGUUUCGUAAUUAGUAAUCUUUCCUUUCAAUUUAUUAUAAAAAAAAACAUCUACUAUAUUUACUACACAGUAUCGUAAACUUUUGUCCCAUUAUUACUACUCUUUUUAGAUAAGCACUGUAGUGUGUGAAAAAAUAUUUUAGAACAAUGAGUAGCAGCAAACAGUGCUGUAGAAAUUCGGUUCGGUUACGGUAUUCAUUUGAUUGCUCCUUGUGUGCCAAUCAGAUGUUGUUUAAAGUAGUGUUAGAAAGUCAAAAUAAGCAAGCGUUGGUUCUGAUUCGUACUCAAUUCAAACGAUAAUAAUUAUCCACCCUGUAGUAGCAUAAUCGAAAGCAGAAAUUCUACUAAAUCACAGUUGCGUUGCCUGAUUUGCGUUGACCAUUUGUUUCUUUUGUCAGUUUGUUUGUUUACUCACAUAGAAUUUUUAUGUUCGCAGUGUUUCGUGAACGCACGUACGUUUCGUGCGAAAGUGUGUGCAGUUGCAAUUGCCGUCCAUUUUUUUUAGUUUCUUUGCAACGGAAACCGCAAACAGGAAAAGUACCAAUCAAUCCCCCGAACGCCCUCCCGUACUUGCAGUAACCGUUGAAAGGGAUGAGUAAAUGAAAUUGAAUCGGAUUGUGCCAGUCGAACACUUAGCUACCCCUUAGACGUAUCCAGUAGGUGCGAAUCCAUCCAAAACGCCAGCACGAUUCGGCCGUAAAGUCGCAUAGCGAAUGGAGCAGGAACGAACGAACGGAAACGGCACGGUAUGAUGUGUCACGAAGGAUACUUGAUCGCCGUCCAAAUUGCAUUACGAAUUGGAAUAGAAAUUCUAGCGUGGAUAAGAAUCUUGAGCAAAUACUAGGAAGCACAUCGAACGGUACCUGUGCAGUUGUGGUUCGGUGAAAAUUAAACAGACAGUUAAAAUGGGUGAAAGAUACUGGUGGUGUAACGGUGUGUAACAUGCGUUACUGGGCUUCACAACCCUGUCCAAACAUGGCGCUUUACUCGGUAGCACUCAUCAAGCAAUAUUUGUGAGCAAAUAGUGUACAGCGUUGAUGAGCUAGCUGCAACACGUAAAGCGACGUACGAUGAACGAGAUUAUUCUUUCUUUUUCGUUACAAAAUGCUAUCAAAAGUCCCUGCAGGGAUGGCAGGUGAAAUAGUUGAAACAAAAAAACCCUAAGUAAAAGCUUACGUGCUUUAUUCUGCUUCCGCAAAACCACAUAAAUGGGGGGUAAUUUGAAUUGUGCUGCUAGACACCUAUUGCUCUACAGUUGUCCAAUGCGAGGCGGCCGUCUCGUAGAAGAUUCAUACAGGUAGAGGAAUUAGCGUUGUCCGGGAAAGCACCGUACGCUGCAAGUGAUUUCCUCUUUUAUAAAUGUAACUAUGUUGUAAAUUCGAUAACAUCUAGACUAGUUUACCGACGCGAAUAUUAGAUACGUCAGUUCCAAUAGUAGCGUUCACCACCAAAGCUGAGUGUCACUAAUUUUAACUGCACUGGUUUAAUUUUACGGUAAACUGCACCACCGGUAUGCUUGCUAAUGCUUCGAUAGAAUGCUCGUGUUUUGUUUAGUGAUUGUUUUGUUCGAACAACGUUUGGCAACAGGUAGAGAACAAGGAUAUAGCUGAUGAUGUACAUCUUCCAAACGGACAAUUGUUGACCCGAACGGGCAACGCAAUACGUGGGGCGUAGCCACACUUGUACACACAACAAAACGAAAAGCAACAACAUUUUCAUAGUGAGUGCGUGAAAGACGCAAAACGGUUUGUGAAUGUUUCCAAUCUGAAUUGGUCGUUCACCGAUAUGUAGAAAAAGCUCUUGCGCACACGUGUGUAGUAAAGGGGAAAAGGGAAUAAUGCAAAUAGAUUAAAUUUGUCUUUGUUCCAAAGACCUUUGUAAUACCCUGUAUGCCGUAGAGAAGAAUGGUAUCUAAAGCAAAACGAUGCAUAAUAAAAGGAAAAAUCAACCAACCAGA